CUAUUGUCCGUAGCAGACGUUGGCGAGUCCAAACAACAGCCGCUGGCUUAUUGUGAAUAAUAUUGUGGCGACUGUUGGGGUGGAGUAAUCGCCACUCUAGGAUAUAUACAGCCCUAUCCGUAUGCGUACCCUCUGUCGCGACCCAGUCGAACCCAAAAGCUAUGGCCUCGGCUAUAUUUUUCAAGGCGUACCUGACGCUGGGCCAAGGUCAAUCGCACUCUUGCCGGGAGUUGUACGCGCACGUUCAACACACCCCUACGAAGCUCCGUGCUUUGGCUCGCUUGAAUCAGGGAGCCUUUGCACUUCGAAAUGGCGAGAAGCAAGAGAGCCCGUUAAUUAUCGACGAUCCCGAUUCUUCUAUCCUUGGACGGGACCAGUUCUUCCGUCUCCUCGUUGAACUUCUCAAGGAUCCUCAGAUUCCGAUCUCCAGCUUGGAGCUGUCCGGCCUGAGCUGGUUCAAUGUCCCUGACGUAGGAUCGUGGCACGCUGCGCUCACAUCGUUCCCUAACGUUUCCUCGUUGUGUCUGCAAGACGUAAAAUGCGACGAAGUUCACUUUCUGGCUCUUAUUCGAUCGUUCCCAACCUUGAAGGCCCUGCAACUUGACGAGAAUCAAAUACGGGCGUACGAGGUGACAAGAAGUUUGGGCGUGGAGAACUUGGAGUCGCGAUUUGCGAGCAUCGAGGAUAUUCGUAAUGGCCAGCGGGGGCCGGAACUGGAGGCUCUUCAUAUUGGCAUUACCACCAUUUCCGACCAAAUCAUGAUCGACCUUUUCGUUACGCGGAACUCUCCCGUCGCCCUGCAUCAUUUGAGGGAGCUUGUUAUCCGGGACUAUGCCAAGUUUGUUUGCGACAUAAGCUUCGCUCGCCGUUUAAACAUGCUCCUCAAAUUGACGACCGACCUGUUUGAUCUCGACCUGGACAAUUUCAAUAUCACACGGUCUCUUCCCCCUCUGGACAUUCCCAACCUUCAUUGGUUCCGCUUCACCAUCCACUUGAACCACGCAUAUCAGAUGGACCAGGCGAUCUUUUGGUGGAUAAAUACGCUUCUCCAUCUACCAAGGGAAAAUCAGCUCAGGAUGAUCACGGUCACGGUGGAGGUCGAUACGGGGGGGAUACCCAGCCGUACCCCGUUCCCUCGUGACCUCUCUGCUUGGACGGCGUUGGAUCGAGCGAUGUGCCGUGACGAGAUCCAAUUGGAGGAACUCUUUGUCAAGGUUUGCGCGCCUGAGGACGAUGGGCGUAUCUUUCGCUGGAUAUGCACGCGAUGCCUUCCUGUUAGCCGCCAACGAUAUGUGUCGCGAUUCACUGGGGACAACCCGUGCUUUACCUUGUUGAAUGACCGCCAUCAGGUGGUGGAUCUGAAUGACUUUUUGUGACGUUGUAGAGGGAUGCAGAGGGAUUUGAAAAGUGGAUGGAAAAUAAGUAGAGUGAGGGAAUUGUGAGGAAAAGUUAACUAGUAGGGUUAGGGUUAAAAAUGCUUUGUAUGUUCGUGUUGUUUUGAAAUUGCUAUCGUGAUGUA
Desarmillaria tabescens is the source of this 1519-nucleotide messenger RNA. RefSeq lists its product as uncharacterized. The transcript has 4 exons. The record is from RefSeq and is a predicted model, not a curated record. Lineage: Eukaryota; Fungi; Basidiomycota; Agaricomycetes; Agaricales; Physalacriaceae. The coding region runs from base 162 to 1376 and encodes 404 amino acids.